This is a messenger RNA of Stylophora pistillata, 889 nucleotides long. RefSeq lists its product as uncharacterized. The record is from RefSeq and is a predicted model, not a curated record. Lineage: Eukaryota; Metazoa; Cnidaria; Anthozoa; Scleractinia; Pocilloporidae.
AUCAGCUACAGAACACUCACUUAUCUUUACAAUAUUGAUGAUUAUUCCAGAUGAUGAUAUGCUGUCUUGUUUGGAAGAACAAGAAUUCCCAUCUAUAACACCCUCAGCUGCCACAAGUGACUUAGCCUGUGCCUUGGAAGCAGCAAACAGCCUUUUGGAGGAGUGGCGUGUGAACAAGGCACCAUCAAAUCAAAAUUGGGAGCAGCGAAUAUCAAAUCUGAAUGAAAGCUGGGCAGGUGUUCGGCAAAAGUUAUUUAAUUCUGUUCUCUCCACUUCUGGAAUUCAUCCAGAAAGGAGCAUGUGCUGCAAAUGCUUGAAGAAUCCAGCUGUUAUUCACUGCUGCGAUUGUCACAUGCACAGACAAUUAUGUGGUGCUUGUGAUCAAUCUGUUCAUGAAAUACUACCAUUUCAUGAUCGCAGUGCAUUUAAAAGUAGAUUUCUUAAGCCAAUUCCACCCACUGUUUCAGUGGAUCAUAAGGGAGAGUGGGUCUCUGUAGAUCGUCACCUUCCAUUUUCAGAAAUGUGUUUAAUAUGUCCUUUUUGUAACAUCUGCAACAUGCAGAGAACAGGCAAAGAACAGUUGUGUAGUAGUUAAUCCACGGGGCAGAUUUGAUGUUAGCCAUGUUCUUCUCCAUUGCCUUCGGUGCAAUAAAGAUGUGCCAACAUCUAACCCACUCAUUAUUGCACAGCUUGGGUUUUGGCCAGGAAGUGUGAGCAGCCUGGCAUACGUGUUCGAUCCCAGGCUGUUCCUACACUGGGAUCUUUUCCAGAAAGAAAGUCCAGGUUCAUCAGAGAGGUCUUUCCUGAAGUCCCUAGAACAGUUUUCUUUACGGAAAGGAAGGGUUUGUAUGGAUUUCUUUCCCCCCCUUUUUUUUUUGGCGUUAGUAAU